Messenger RNA from Cetraspora pellucida, 1693 nucleotides. Lineage: Eukaryota; Fungi; Glomeromycota; Glomeromycetes; Diversisporales; Gigasporaceae. The record is from the annotation of a GenBank genome assembly.
AUGUCUGACGCAGCAACAAUACGAAGACGUGGUUUUACCCCUCCAAACUUUAACAUGGAACUCUUUCAACCGUUAGCGCCAAUCACAACCACGGAACCAACUACACAUGAUAUUAAUUUUGUUUUAUCAUACACAGAUUUAGCCCCUGAUGGCUAUACACGAAAAGUUUGGACAGUAAAUGAUCCGACUACAAUCCAUUGGCACGGAAUAUUCCAAAUUGGAUCUAAUUGGUAUGACGGAGUUGGAGGUCAGACACAAUGUCCCAUUUUAUCCGGAGCAUCGUUAGUUUAUGAUUUCACGGUUGGAGAUCAAGUCGGAACAUAUUGGUGGCAUUCGCAUUAUCUCGCUCAAUAUGUUGAUGGUGUACGUGGACCCUUUAUUAUUAAUGAUCCGUCAGAUCCUUAUUUAUCUUCCUAUGAUUUUGAAUAUGUCCUUACUGUGGAGGAUUGGUAUCAUUCACCAUCAGCCGACUUGGUUGCAAUGCGAUUGUCACCAGGUUAUCAAGGAUUCAAUCCUAUACCAGACGCUGGUCUUAUCACUGGGAGAGGUCAAUAUAAUUGUUCUGCAGCUUUGGAUGGAUCGAAAUGUGAUUCUAAUAAUAUGCCAGCGAUUUAUGGUGUAAAAAAGGGUAAAAGAUAUCGAUUUCGUAUAAUUAACAUGAGUGCUGAAGCCUUUUUCUGGUUUUCUAUCGAUGAACAUAUGUUACAAAUCAUUGAAGUUGAUGGUGUUAGUGUAAAAGCAAUAAAUGUUACCGUUUUACCGAUUCAUAUUGGACAACGUUUCUCUAUUAUCGUUGAAGCAUCUCAAGAAGUUGGGAAUUAUUGGAUACGUGCAGACAUACCACAAGAUUGUAUAAUGAAUUCACCAACAACGAUAAAUACACAUUCAGCACUUUAUGAUAAUAUGAAUAUAACAGGAAUCUUACAAUAUGAAGGAGCUCCCAAUGAUACUUUUCCAAAAUCCAAAAAAGUCGAUGAUGAAUGGUCUAAGAAUCUAUUUCCAUGCCGUGAUCUUGAUGUUGACUUAAUAAAACCAUUCAUGGAAGUAGCUCCACCUAAAAACAUUACAGAUCAAAUUAAUAUUUCUGUAACGCUUCAUCCUGACGAUAAAAAUACCACCAAAGCUUAUAUUAAUGGUCAAUCUUGGGUUCCUGAUAUAACAAAUCCUUCGAUUAUGAAAAUUAUGGCCGAAAAUAUUAGUGCAACAGCAUUUCCUAUUAAUGCUAAUGCAUAUGGGUAUGAUACUGAAGGUGGUGCUGUGGAAAUUGUUAUAUUCAGAAUAAGUAGUGCUGAGAAAUAUCCUGUCACUAGUAAAUAUAACUUGGUCGAUCCUCCUCUUCGUGACACACUUACUGUUCCUGGCAAUGGAUGGGCUGUAAUCCGUUAUAUUAUCAAUAACCCUGGUGUUUGGGCUUUUCAUUGUCACAUAGAGUGGCACGUUGAACUGGGGAUGGUAUUUCAAUUGAUCGAACAGCAAGAAAAAAUCAAACAACUCAAACUACCGGAUUCUGUUGCGGGAUUAUGUAAAGCAGGUUAUCAAAAUACUAGGCGAAUUGCACAUUCGUCCCCUGAUGAAGAUGUAACGAUAACUGGUGGAGGAUAUGUAAUUCAUCAUAGUUCUAAAAAAUCAUUAGUAUCAGUAAAAAAGAAGGGUUUACAAUUUGCUAAUAAGAAACGUUUUGGUAGUUUUGGUA